UGUUUCAUAACAUUGGGUCGGUCCGUCGUGUGUCGUUCCGUCGCUGUUUCGGAUUGCGAGGAGUGUGUUUUUUUUUUGUGGAGGGGUGUUUUUGAAGCUCUGAGAAAAAGUGAGAUUUCCGGGGCGGUUUAGGGGACAGAUGGCCCAAGUUUGAUCGGUUUUUUGGGCGAGAAAUGAGUUUAAAAAGGAGAAUAAGCUAGAAUCGCGCGCGCAAGGAAAAAAACUGUGACGGAGAGGGGAUUUGAACCCGCUGCCGUGGGAUUGCUAGAAAGUGCCGAUUUCGGAGCAGAGCGCGUUCACACGUGUGCGGUGUGAUUUUGGUGGUUCUGGUGAAGUGAAAUUGUCCGAUUCAAACAUGCCAAACUGAAGGGGGUACCGGAAACGGAUACUUUUGGCCACGAAGUACUCUGUCAGAGUGAGCGAGAGAGAAAGGGAGAGUGAGAGCACGUGAAAGAGUGAGAGGGCGCUACUCGCGGAAGAAAAGUCCAGCGAAAAAAACCAAACACAGCACAGCAAUGACGCUCAUCCUGUCCUGGCUGUUCAUCCUGGCGCUGAUCGUGCCGGAUCUGUCCUCGAGCCUACUCCACUGCCCAUCCCGGUGUCACUGCGACGACGAAAAGCUGGACGUCAACUGCGAGGAGGGCCACCUGGACGUGGUCCCGAUCGCGCUGAACCCCUCAAUCCAGCGGCUCGUCAUCCGGAACAACAAGAUCCGGAUCAUCGACUCGUCGGUGCAGUUCUACUCGGAGCUGACGCUGCUGGAUCUGAGCUACAACUACCUGUUCAACAUCCCGGACCGGACGUUCGCCCGGCAGAGCAAGCUGCAGCAGUUGCAUCUGAACCACAACAAGAUCAGCGCGGUGUCGAACCGGACGUUCGUGGGGCUGGGCGAGCUGUUGGUGCUGAAUCUGCGCGGGAACCUGAUCGAUCAGAUCGAACCGUUGACGUUUGCGCCGCUGCCGAAGCUGGAGGAGCUGAAUCUGGGGCAGAAUCGGAUCAGCAGCGUCGGGAUGGCGGUGACGGGAUUGGUUGGGUUGGGGGAUUUGAAGAUCCUGUUUUUGGACGAUAAUCGGUUUGAGGUGGUUCCGGUGGAGGAGACGUUCCGGCCGGUGGAGAAGCUGGCGGAGCUGUACAUCGGGACGAACUCGUUUGGGUCGGUGAAGGACGGAGCGUUUGCGGUGCUGUCGGAGUUGACGCUGCUGGAUUUGAAGAGCUGCUUGCUGAGCAAUAUUAGUACGGAUACGUUUGCGGGGAUCGAGAACAUCAAGAGUUUGAACCUGGCGGAUAAUCGGUUUACGAGGAUUCCCUCGCAAGCGUUGGGGAUUUUGAGGAGGUUGGAGGAGCUAUCGAUCGGUCAGAACUACUUUGAAGCGUUGGGAGGGAACGCAUUCCGUGGGCUUUCGAAUUUGAAGCGUUUCGAGCUGCGAGGAUCGCUGUAUCUGAAGAGGAUCGAACGGGCAGCGUUCCAGACGAACACCAACCUGGAGAGCAUCGCGAUCGAGUCGAACAAGGCGCUUAGCGAGCUGGAGGAGGAGACCUUCGCCGGACUGUUGUUCUUGAAGCACUUGAGCUUAAGGAACAACGGGUUUACCCAACUCGAUGAAGGGAUGUUUUCGUGGAACAGCUUGCGCUCGCUGGACAUCUCCGACAACCCGAUCAACUGCGACUGCUACUACUCCCGGUUGCUGCACCGACUGCAGACCGCCAACCGAAUCAUGUACAACGCCACCGGCUGUCCGCACUACCUGCCCGACCAGUUCGAGUGUGAGUACGCACUGCAGAAGAACAAGAACUUCAUCUCCGUCUUAGUGCUGGCGGUAGCCCUCAUGACGGCGAUCGUGAUCUGCCUGUACAAGUUCCGCGACCUGCUGCGAACCUACGUCCACAACGGGUGCAAGAACAAACCCGCUUCGGCGGGCAGUACCGCCGGUUCGCUGGACGUCGUAGACUACGAGAAGGCGUUCACCGGCGACGAUCGCCACAACAACCUGUACAGCAACCACCAGGUGCAGCCGAUCCUGACCGGGUACCCGACGGCGGCCGCCGCCUACAUGCAGGCCACGUCCGCCGGGUACAACCCGUACUACAAUGCCAAGCCGCUGCCGAUUACGGAGUUAUAGUAUUGAAAGCUGGUCGACGAGUGCGGCGAUGCCAGCGUGUAAAUUAAUUUGCGGGUGAAUCCUUGCCGGAAGCUCUCUCUCGGUUGGUUUUUUGGUCCUUCAUCCUGCAGGGUGGGAAAGUUUCGCCGAGCAAACGAUGCCGGUCAGGCUUUGCGAUAAUAGCUGUUGAGUAAUCCUCUUUCAAACAGCAAAAAAGUUGGGAGGGAAUCAAAAGUUGGUCCUGUCCUGAGGUGCAGCAACGCCAAUCGCUGUGUGUGAUUCAAUUUUCUAGGGAUCAACUUUUCAGUUACACCUGUUUGGAGCGCUGUUUGGUAUGCAGAACUCGGUAGCAGAUUCCGGACCAGGUGCUAUCAUGGCCAAAAACAGAGAAAAGUGAGGGAAAUUAUAGCAAUACCCAUUUAAAGUUGGCGUAAUUGUUGAAGGUUAGUGUGAGCACGUGAGAGGAGCCGGGAAUUUGGCUGGAGUUUUAAGCUCUGGGAAAUUUUUGGGACGUGUGUGGUUUACAUUUUUUUGGGAGCGGGAGAACCCGUUUGCGGUCAGACGCGGAGACAAAAUGGGAAGGUUCAGUUAUGG
This is a messenger RNA of Culex pipiens pallens (northern house mosquito), 2693 nucleotides long. RefSeq names its product insulin-like growth factor-binding protein complex acid labile subunit. The record is from RefSeq and is a predicted model, not a curated record. Bases 516 to 2120 code for a protein of 534 amino acids. Gene Ontology annotation, cellular component: plasma membrane. Gene Ontology annotation, molecular function: protein binding. NCBI's taxonomy places the organism in Eukaryota, Metazoa, Arthropoda, Insecta, Diptera, Culicidae. The transcript has 2 exons.